Dichomitus squalens LYAD-421 SS1 is the source of this 237-nucleotide messenger RNA. RefSeq lists its product as uncharacterized. The record is from RefSeq and is a predicted model, not a curated record. NCBI's taxonomy places the organism in Eukaryota, Fungi, Basidiomycota, Agaricomycetes, Polyporales, Polyporaceae. The transcript has a single exon. The annotation marks the transcript as partial.
UAUGCUGAGGUUCAAUAUUUUUUUAGAUUGCGCAAAAUGUUGGAGGACGGUGGCACAGACGACGUCGACAUGACCCUGGCCAUGGUUUCCGUGUUCACCCCUCCCGAUCCGGCAAUCCUGCGCGAGUCUUAUGGUGUUCUUAAGGCCUGUCGCUACCAAGGGGAAACCUCGCGCGAGGUGAUCGACGCCAAGGGCAUCGCCUCGGUGGUUGCGAUGGUUCCUCUGCCACCUAGGCGC